CUCAUUUUAAUACCUUUCUAUUAUUCUACCAUGUACUCAAUAUUUAUGACUCCUGGGUUAGAGGUGAUAUAUACAUAUGCCUCUAAUAAAGUUCAUGCAAUUUGAUCAUGUUUGCAUAGAUAACAUUUGAGUAAGCCAAAAUUACAUUUAAGGAACUGGACUCAUAAACUUAACUUCUAAAUUACAGUUCAGUAUGAAAGCAGAGAACCACACAAGGGUAUUGGAGUUCCUCAUCAUGGGUCUCUCGGAGAAUCCAGAACUGCAGCCCAUCCUCUUUGGACUCUUCCUAUUCAUGUACCUGGUCACAGUGCUUGGAAACCUGCUCAUCAUCCUGGCUGUCAGCUUUGACUCUCACCUCCACACUCCCAUGUAUUUUUUCCUCUCCAAUCUGUCCUUUAUUGACAUCUGUUUCAUUUCUACCACAAUACCAAAGAUGCUGGUGAACAUCUACAUACAGAAAAAAAACAUUCCUUAUAUAGAGUGUCUUACACAGGUAUAUUUUUUUAAUUCUUUUGCUGGAAUGGAUAAUUUCCUAUUGACUUUGAUGGCUUAUGACCGCUUUGUAGCCAUCUGCCAUCCUCUUAACUACACUGUUAUAAUGAACCCUCAAAUCUGUAGCCUCUUGCUUCUUAUGUCUUGGAUCAUCAUGUUCUGGAUCUCACUCAUUCAUGUUCUACUGUUGAAUGGAGCGAGUUUCUCCAUAGGCACAGAAAUCCCACAUUUCUUCUGUGAACUGACUCAAGUUCUCAAGGUAGCUACCUCUGACACCCAUAUCAAUAAUGUUUUUAUGUAUGUUAUAACUUCUUUAAUAGGUGUAAUUCCUAUGACUGGGAUCCUCCUCUCUUACUCACAGAUUGUGUCAAAUCUAUUAAGGAUGUCACCUAUUGUGAAUAAGUAUAAAGCCUUUUCUAUCUGUGGAUCUCACCUGUGUGCAGUCUCCUUGUUCUAUGGGACAGGAUUUGGGGUUUACUUCAGUUCCUCUGUAACCCUUUCCUCCCAGAGAAGAAUGGUUGCCUCAUUGAUGUACACCAUCAUCAGCCCCAUGCUGAACCCCUUUAUCUACAGCCUGAGGAAUAAGGAUGUGAAGGGGGCCCUUGGUGAUCUUUUCAUCCGAGUUGCCUCUUAUACCUCAUGGAUUGUUGACCCUAGAGCUAAAUGGAUGGUUCAAACUGUAUGGAAAAUUUUAUGA
Molecule: messenger RNA, 1189 nt
Organism: Nannospalax galili (Upper Galilee mountains blind mole rat)
Lineage: Eukaryota; Metazoa; Chordata; Mammalia; Rodentia; Spalacidae
Product: olfactory receptor 867-like
Exons: 1
Coding region: 194-1189 (331 amino acids)
Biological process (GO): G protein-coupled receptor signaling pathway
Cellular component (GO): membrane
Molecular function (GO): olfactory receptor activity; G protein-coupled receptor activity
Source: RefSeq, a predicted model, not a curated record